AUGGGGGAGAGCACGUGCUUGAAGACUACAGUCAAGUUUACCCGCGCCAUGGUGGAGGUGUUUGGACCUGAGUAUCUCAGAGAACCAAAUGUGCAGGGCACGAAGAAGUUGUUGGCUAUUGGACAGGCAAGGGGUUUCCAGGAAUGCUCAGAUCAAUUGAUUGCAUGCAUUGGCAAUGGAAGAACUGCCCCAAAGGUUCUCACAACGACAUCAAUGUGCUUCAACGAUCUCCGGCGUUCAGGUGGUUGCAAUGGGGAAUCACCGCCAUGCAACUACACCGUCAACGGCCGAGACUACAACAUGGGAUACUAUCUUGCUGAUGGUAUCUAUCCUCAGUGGGCGGCGUUUGUGAAGACCAUAUCCGAGCCGCGUGGCAAGAAACAGAGCCACUUUGCAACAAUGCAGGAAGCGGCUAGGAAGGAUGUGGAGAGGGCAUUAGGUGUGCUUCAAGCACGUUGGGAAAUUAUGCGGAGUGCUGCAAUGAUGUGGGAAUCAGAAACUUUGUGA
Messenger RNA from Aegilops tauschii subsp. strangulata, 507 nucleotides. RefSeq lists its product as uncharacterized. NCBI's taxonomy places the organism in Eukaryota, Viridiplantae, Streptophyta, Magnoliopsida, Poales, Poaceae. The record is from RefSeq and is a predicted model, not a curated record.